Zygosaccharomyces rouxii is the source of this 2646-nucleotide messenger RNA. It is a transcript of the gene HOS4, whose product is annotated as Hos4p. The record is from RefSeq and is a predicted model, not a curated record. The transcript has a single exon. NCBI's taxonomy places the organism in Eukaryota, Fungi, Ascomycota, Saccharomycetes, Saccharomycetales, Saccharomycetaceae. Gene Ontology annotation, molecular function: protein binding. Gene Ontology annotation, cellular component: cytoplasm; nucleus. The coding region runs from base 1 to 2646 and encodes 881 amino acids.
AUGAGCGAUCCAAGUGAGACCAAGAAAAGGUCCCUAAGCAGUUAUUUAUCCAAUGUGAGCUCCAGGAGGGAAGAACUGGAGAAGAUCAAACGACAGCAGCUGGAGGAACAUCAGAGACAAGAACAAGAACUAGAGAAGGUAAGGCAAGAACAGCUGAGAGAAAAGAAGUUGAAGGAGGUGAAAUUGGAAGAAGAGCACUUGAAAGAACAAUCUAAGGAAAAUCAAUCCAGAGAGGGUCAGACUGAGGAUCAGACUAAAGAGCAGCCCGAAGGACAGCCUGAAGAGCAGCCCGAAGGACAGCCUGAAGAGCAGCCUGAAGAGCAGCCUGAAGAGCAGCCUGAAGGACAGCUUGAAGAGCAGACUGAGAAGCAGAUAGAAGAACAGCCUGAGGGACAGCCUAAAGAUCAGACUGAGAAGCAGAUAGAAGAACAGGCAGAAGCACAGGUAGAUGUAAAAGACCCCCAGGUGAAGAAGGAAGAGAAGCGUACUAUUAGUCGAGUUGAGCUGCAUUCCAUUUUGAAAGCACCUGAAUACGGAUCUCAUGAAGAUGAAGAUGAAGAAAUGGACAGCGAUGCACCUACUGAGCCAGCAUCUCCACCAAAACCCAGAAGAGGUAAAUUAGUGAGAGGAGAUAGAUUGACGUCGCUGUCACCAAGACAAGUCUCAUUUGACAAUGGUUCCGAUUCUGAAUUGUCAGAUAUAGACGAAUUGGAAAGUGUUAACAUUUCAAGUAGUGUGCUUCAUGGAGAUUCCUCGCCGACGAAAAGGCAUUCGUCACCUAGAAAGGCCUAUAAACCAUCUCGACAACAUCGUAAGGGAAUAUACAGAGAUGCGGGUGGACGUACUAGAUUGCAGAUAGCAUGUGAUAAAGGUAACUUGGAAAUCGCCAAGAGAUUAAUUGAAGAAGAUGGAUACGAUGUCAAUGAUCAAGACAAUGCAGGUAAUACAGCUCUACAUGAAGCUGCGCUCAAUGGACAUUUGGAUAUAGUGAAAUUACUUGUCAAUCAUGGUGCGGAUGUCAAUGUACAAUCUUAUGAAAUGUUUAAAGAUACUGCAUUGAUAGACGCAUCUGCUAAUGGACAUUUGCCGGUGGUGCAAUUCCUUUUGGAACGUGGUGCUGACCCUCUAGUAUGCAAUGCCAAGGGUCUUACCGCUUAUGAUUCUAUCGACGAAGAAGCUGAUCUAGAUGAUGAAGAAAGAGAUAUCGUACGGCAGAUACAGGAGUGUCUUAGAGAUGCAACUAGAAAGGCAUUGGACCAUACAGCAAGUACAAAGGAUCCAUCGCCUACACAACCAAGACAUUCAGAUGAUGAUUACGAAUUUUAUUGGACGGAUAUUAGUUCUCGUGCAGGUAGAGAAAAGUUGUUGAAGGCAUCGAAGGAAGGUAAACUAGCCUAUGUGGGGGCCUAUUUAGAAAAUGGUGGUAAAAUCGAUGUCAAGUCAUUUUUCGAAGCUGUUAAAUUUGGCCAUGAAGAUAUCACGAGUCUUUACCUAGCGUUUGGUGCACCGGUAAACGUCUCAUUGAAGGAUGGCACCACUUCAUUGAUGGCAGCGGUUGGUAGAGGCCAUCAAGGCACUGUUAAGCUUUUAUUAGAUGCGGAUGCGGAUCCGACUAAAAAGGAUAAAAUGGGACAUAAUGCAUUGUACUAUGCAAAGAAUAGUUUAAUGGGGAUUAUAGAUUCAGAUGAAGUGCAACUGUUAAAAGAUGCGUUGCAGAAGCGUGGUGUAGAGGUAGAAGAGAACAGUAAGAAGAGGAAUUUGGAAGAAGUAGAAACUGAACCAAAAGAACAAGAAGAGGAACCUGAGCCCAAGAAACAAGAAUUAGAACCGGAAGAACCGAGGGAGACACCAGCUGAAAGAGAAGCAAGACUCAAGGCAGAAGAGGAGUACUUCCAGAGAAGAAUGAAAAAUAAGAAGAAGAAGGAACAAGAACUAUUGAAGAAACUAGCCCUCGAUGAACAGAAAAGGGAAGAAGAGAAGGAGAAGCAAAGGUUACAAGAACUCGAGAAGAUGGAAGCGGAUAAGAGAAAAAGACAGUUAGAAUUAGAGGAGAAUCAAAGACAACUGGAACUACAGAGAAGAAAGGAUAUAAGAUCGAUGUACCCCUUGGGGUUAAAAUUGGUAGAUUUUAAGAAAACCGAUGACUUAGAAUCGUUUUUACCACUUUACUACGUGAGCAUGAACAACCAGAGAUACGUCCUUGAUUUGCAGGCGUGUGUUUUACUCAAGGAUUCAAGCGUACUCGAUUCAAAUGCACAAGCUGUAGAACCAUUGCACAGGGAACAACUGUGGAAUAUUUUGAAAUUUAUUUUUUUACAAGGUGGUACCGAGAAUAUGUUAAGCCUAGACGCCAUGUCAUUAGAUGAGAGAAUGGGCUUUGAAAGGCAGGAAUUUGGUAAAUUCAGUCAACUGCCUUUACAUUGGAUACCCUAUGAGUCUAUUGUACACAAACUUGGGUCAAAGGAACAAAAGGUGAGAGAAAAUAUGGUGGAAAUUGUACUGGUAGAUGCAAGAGAUGUUAAUGAAGCAAGAGGGCACAGAGUGUGUCCAUCGCCAAUAGGCCUGAAUGGGCUACCAUUCAAAUUCCAGUACAGAAAUGAGAUACUAGAAUCCAUAAAUUUGCAUAACGCAGGUCCGUUAUGGUGA